AUGUUUACCCAAUUCCACGUCUCGUCGCCGCCUCCGCCGCCGCAGGACUCGGCGCCGUCCAUCUCAUUCUCGAACCAGCAACAGCAGCAGCAGUACGCCCACGUCCCCCGAGUCCUCCCGCCCCAGAGAGCAGAGUACGCUGCCCCCGCCACGCCGUUCCCCGUGCCUUCGCCCCGUGUGGCACCAGCACCGACUCCGCUCCUCGCCCCGCCGGCCCCGCCCCCGCCGACCCCACGCGCGAUGAAGCGCAAGUCGACCGCCUCGACGUCGUCGGCAGCCUCGACACCAAAGCUCGAGCGCGCAUCGCCAGUCAUCGCACGCACGCCGACCCCGCUCGCCCACGCCGCCCGUGCCUACCCCCCCGCCGCCGCCGCCGCCCUACCGCCCACCCCCCAGUCACAGCCCCAGCCCCAACCUCCCCAGGCCCAGCUGUCGUACCUCCCUUUAGCGGGCUACCGCCCUGCCCCGGACGGCUACUAUGCGGCUGUGAACACGACGCUGACCCCGCUGCCGCUCGUCGCGACGGCAGGCCUCAUCCCCGCCCAGGCGGACUUCGGGUACGGCUCGGCCUACCCGUAUGCUUGGGCCGCGCAGUACUACGCCACGAUGAUGUCGGCUUCCGAUGACCAAGGGCAGGUGGACACGGGCUUCGAGCGCCAACAGCAACAACAACAGCAGCAGCAACAGCAGCUCCAGGUGCCGGUGCAGGUGCAGCACUAUGACACGCUCGUCGGGUGCAGGCAGGACCCGACCACGGGGCAGUGCGCACUCAGCCUCGGAACCGGUGUGCCGUAUGCGCCGUCGUCGAGCUCGCCCGCGACCGCCGUCAAGCCGCCGGUCCAGUUCCCCGGCGCGCCGGUGCCCACCAUCCCGAGCCACAGUCAAUGGGCGUACCCCGACAUUCAGCAGCAGCAACAACAACAACAACAACAGCAGCAGCAGCAGCAGCUGUCGUACCAGUACGCAAACUACGGCCCCGACCGGGCGAUGGUGUUUGAAGACCCCGUGCGGGACAACGCAAUCUCCACCCAGGAGUUCACCGAAACAAUGGACAGCAUGACGGGGAUCCUGUAUAACCUUAUGGCCAAGGCCCAAUAUGCGUCCCCACAGGACCAUGUCAACGGCCUUACGCGGAUCCAGGAACUGUUAAGUGACUUGACGCAAAAGGAGGCUCAGCGGAAUGUCCACCGGCCGUUUGAGGCCUAA
This is a messenger RNA of Vanrija pseudolonga, 1206 nucleotides long. RefSeq lists its product as uncharacterized. The transcript has 4 exons. The record is from RefSeq and is a predicted model, not a curated record. The coding region runs from base 1 to 1206 and encodes 401 amino acids. Lineage: Eukaryota; Fungi; Basidiomycota; Tremellomycetes; Trichosporonales; Trichosporonaceae.